Messenger RNA from Sphenostylis stenocarpa, 318 nucleotides. The record is from the annotation of a GenBank genome assembly. Lineage: Eukaryota; Viridiplantae; Streptophyta; Magnoliopsida; Fabales; Fabaceae.
AUGAGAGAAUCAGAAACUGCUACAACCAGUUUCGUUUCAGAACUUGCCAGCUGUCAGUCCAUAAAUGGAGACCCAACCGGGGAGACAAUUACUGCAGCAUCACCCAAUGGUUUUUUUGGAAAUUCCUUUGGCUCGGUGUCCCCUUCAACAAGCAAUGGGAUGCCAAUGUUAACAACUGUGCAAACAAUAACUGGAGUGGUGUCCUCGCCUGGGGAUUUAAAGCAGCAACCAUUUGUCAUAGAUUUGACUGAGCUGGAUUUAGAUAUGGAUGUAGAGCAAGCUUUUCUUAAUAUUGCAAGGAAGAGGAAGAAGAUAUAA